This is a messenger RNA of Alligator sinensis (Chinese alligator), 744 nucleotides long. RefSeq names its product cationic trypsin-3-like. The transcript has 5 exons. Gene Ontology annotation, biological process: proteolysis. The record is from RefSeq and is a predicted model, not a curated record. Gene Ontology annotation, molecular function: serine-type endopeptidase activity. Lineage: Eukaryota; Metazoa; Chordata; Crocodylia; Alligatoridae. Bases 1 to 744 code for a protein of 247 amino acids.
AUGAAGUUCCUCCUGAUUCUCGCCUGCCUGGGAGCAACAGUUGCUUUCCCUGUUGACGAUGAUGACGACAAGAUCGUUGGAGGCUAUGCCUGUCCUAAGGGUUCUGUGCCCUACCAGGCCUCUCUGAACGCUGGGUACCACUUCUGUGGGGGUGCUCUCAUCAACAGACAAUGGGUUGUGUCAGCUGCUCACUGCUACAAAUCCCGCAUCCAGGUGAGGCUGGGAGAGUACAACAUCGACCGGGAGGAUAGGACUGAACAAUUCAUCAAUUCCGCAAAAGUCAUUCGACACCGGAAAUACAACCCACAGACCAUAGAUAAUGACAUCAUGCUGAUCAAACUGGCAACCCCAGCAACCUUGAACUCUUAUGUCUCAACCAUCCCACUUCCCACAGCCUGUCCAGCUGUUGGGACGACGUGUUUAAUUUCUGGGUGGGGAAACACCCUCAGCAGUGGCACUAAUUACCCUGAGAUACUCCAGUGUCUGAAAGCUCCAGUCCUGUCUGACACCCAGUGCAAAAAUGCUUACCCAGGACAAAUCACCAGCAGCAUGAUAUGCAUAGGAUUCUUGGAAGGUGGCAAAGACUCCUGUCAGGGCGAUUCUGGUGGUCCAGUCGUGUGUAACGGGCAGCUCCAGGGGAUCGUUUCCUGGGGAAAAGGCUGUGCCCUGAAGGGUUACCCUGGUGUCUACACCAAGGUCUGCAAUUUUACUACCUGGAUCAAGGACACCAUUGCCAGUAACUGA